AUGGCAAAUCAUCAGAGGCCCCCCGGUCCAGACAAUUUAUUCCCGCCACAGGAUGUUUGCAACGAGCUUGUCGACCUCUACUUUGACAUUAUACAUGACAAGGAUCACAUGUUAUUCCACCGCCCUACUUUCGUCAGCGCUCAUCGGAAAGGGAUGGUAGAUAUGACGCAUAUUGCGGCUAUGAUGGCCCUCGCAGCCAGGUUUUCCUCGAAUCCAUGGUUUCAAGACUCGAAUCGGUGGACUAGAGGCUCGGUUUGGGCAAACUAUAGCAAACAUCUGUUUGACAACAGGAAAGACAAGGUGUCGUUGGCUGCCAUACAAAGCUGUGUCUUGCUCAGCACUAUUGCCUUUUGCGACGUCGAUAUGGAAAUGGAAUCACUGUAUGGUGCCCAAGCGAUCCGCAUGGUCCAGCUUAAAGCCCUUCCAGAUCAGCGCGGGGAAAGCCUCGUUCAGCGGGAAACGGAGAUCCGAGUAUGGUGGACGGUGUGGAUGCUGGAUCGUUGGGCUAGUGCAGAGGCGCGGAUACCAAAGCAGCUAGUGGCCGACUCUAGAUUCCCAGUACCUAUGACAGAACAACUCUUUGAACAGAUGAGUGCCGACUGGUGCGACCUCAACCAAACGUCGCCUCUAGAAAGACUCCAGUUGGAGCAUCGAGGCUUCUGGGCUCAUUUGAUUCCGGUGACGGAGCUGAUCGAGCCCAUCAAUGAACUUCAUGAAAUGACAGUGCAAGGUCGCCUUACGGACCUCGAAUUAUAUGACCACGUCGAGAGUAUAGCAUCUAAGCUUACCUCAUGGAGACUUCACCUUCCAGAAUCCCUGGAAUUUACGCCUGAAAACCUCCUGCGAUACGCCAAUACUGGCCACGGUCGAAUUCUGGCGGCGCUCCACUCCGGUUUCCACCACCAAAGUCAAUUGCUAUACUAUCAAUUUCUACAACCUAGUAUAGCCACCAACGCCGAAAGCAGUACCAGGGUACUCGAGUACGCGUCCCGCUGUCGACAGCAUGCCACAGACAUCACCAACCUCUUUUGGCUGGCUAGGCAGACGCCACGGUGUAAAGCCAUGUGGCCCAUGGUUGGCCAUCUUCUUGCCGUCUCAUCCUCUGUUCAUCUACACUCCCUUCUAUUCAGUGAGGAUGCAGGUAGAGUUUCCAGCGUGAAGCAUAUGCUGAAACAAAAUUUCGAAAUGAUGAUGGAACUUCGUCAGUACUGGCCUAGCAUCGACCUAUCUAUGUCGCGGUUACGAAGUUUUCACCAAGCAUGCCAGCGAAGCAUGAACACGUCCUUCAUUAUGGACCACUGGAUGUUACAAUUUCUUCAACAAUACACAAAACCUGUCCAAGGAAGAGACAUCUUUCAUCUCUAUUCAGGGAGCUCUGAGCCAAUACAAACUUCGCCUGCUUGGAUGUCGUCCGUAGGUGUCGAGCAGGGUUACAUUGUCGAUGAUUCCAUUGCACAUUCCCAGGUCGGUCUCGAAGUAGGCACCACGAUACUGCAGACCUUUCUCUGA
This is a messenger RNA of Exophiala spinifera, 1509 nucleotides long. RefSeq lists its product as uncharacterized. Gene Ontology annotation, cellular component: nucleus. The transcript is spliced from 3 exons. Bases 1 to 1509 code for a protein of 502 amino acids. Gene Ontology annotation, molecular function: DNA binding; zinc ion binding. NCBI's taxonomy places the organism in Eukaryota, Fungi, Ascomycota, Eurotiomycetes, Chaetothyriales, Herpotrichiellaceae. The record is from RefSeq and is a predicted model, not a curated record. Gene Ontology annotation, biological process: DNA-templated transcription.